Messenger RNA from Zophobas morio, 3312 nucleotides. RefSeq lists its product as uncharacterized. The record is from RefSeq and is a predicted model, not a curated record. Lineage: Eukaryota; Metazoa; Arthropoda; Insecta; Coleoptera; Tenebrionidae. The coding region runs from base 114 to 2630 and encodes 838 amino acids. The transcript is spliced from 9 exons.
AAGUCGGUCGGCCUGAUUCCGGAGCACCAGUCUUCAGCUUCUUGGAGUCAGUGUUGCCGGUGAGCUGACAGGUGCAACAGCCGUGUGUUAACAGUUCUUCGGCGGUCCGCGCGAUGCUCGAGUGUCAGUGUAGGGGUUUGAAACCCCGAAAAUUUAUGUGCAAUUUACCCCUCAUUGUAACUUUGGGAGUUACUCUUUUAAGCAACGUAAUAAAUGGAGACGAGAAAAUAGGAUGCAGGUUUCCGGGAGCUCCAGCGCAUUCAUCAGUGGUGUUUUCCGACGAAAAUCUCGGACCUGGGGCAGUGGCGACGUAUUCGUGUGAACGAGGGUUUGAGCUAUUAGGGCCGUCGAGAAGAGUGUGUGAGAAUGGGCAAUGGUUGCCGGAAGGAAUUCCAUUUUGUGUUCUCAACGUGGCUGCUGGGAAGGCUCCCAUGCAGGUGAGCACCGAAGCUGCAGGAAUCCCCCAGAAGGCCAUAGAUGGUAGUACCAGCGCAUUUUUCAGCGGCGACACUUGCACACUUACAAAAUCAGAGCGUACUCCAUGGUGGUACGUUAACCUCUUGGAACCUUACAUGGUCCAAUUGGUGAGACUAGAUUUUGGAAAACCCUGCUGUGGUGCCAACAAACCCGCAACUAUCGUAGUACGAGUGGGCAACAACCGCCCCGACCUUGGCACCAACCCAAUUUGCAACCGCUUUACCGGUUUUCUGGAAGAAGGUCAGCCGCUUUUCCUCCCAUGUAACCCCCCCAUGCCAGGAGCUUUCGUCAGCGUACACCUUGAAGUCCCAGCCCCCAGCCAACUUUCAAUCUGUGAAGCUUUCGUUUACACCGAUCAAGCACUCCCCAUAGAGCGUUGUCCACAAUUCAGGGACCAACCACCAGGAAGUACCGCAACUUAUAACGGAAAAUGCUACAUCUUCUACAACCGUCAGCCGGUGAAAUAUCGAGAUGCUUUAGCAUUUUGUAGGAGUCGCGGUGGUACUUUAGUGGACGAAAGUAACCCUGCGCUACAAGGUUUUAUUAGUUGGGAGUUGUGGAGAAGACACAGGAGUGACGCUAGUGGUCAGUACUGGAUGGGAGCUGUUAGGGAUAAACAAAACGGUGGCUGGCAGUGGCUUAACGGGGAAGAAGUGACGGUGUCGUUCUGGAAUUUACCUGUCGGGAAUGGAGAGUGUGCGAGGUAUGAUGGUACCAAAGGAUGGUUAUGGUCAGAUACUGACUGUAAUAUGCAUCUGAAUUACAUUUGUCAGCAUCAGCCUAAAGCUUGUGGUCGCCCGGAACAACCUCCGAAUUCAACAAUGUUGGCACAAAACUUUAAUGUUGGUACUACUAUUGAGUACAUUUGUGACGAGGGACAUCUUUUAGUCGGUCCUUCAGCAAGAACUUGUUUAGAAACUGGGUUUUACAACGAGUUUCCACCAGUCUGCAAACGAAUUCAGUGUGGCUACCCUGCUGAUAUCACUAAUGGUGAAUAUCUCUUAGUUAAUGAUAGUGUUGGCUACUUAAGUAGAGUGGUCUACACGUGCGACGAAGGCUACGAAAUGAUAGGAAGAGCACAGUUAGCUUGUGAUAUUGAUGAGAGGUGGAAUGGACCUCCACCCAGAUGUGAACCCGUUCAGUGCGAGCCUCCAAGUGACAUCGAAAACGGAAAAUAUGUAUCUUCCACGAACGACACCAUCUUUGGUUCAGUUAUCGACUACACUUGUAAAUUUGGAUACAAACUAAUUGGACCAAAAUCCAUUACUUGUCUAGCUAAUGGACAAUAUGAUGCAAUACCCCCUAAAUGUCAAGCUGAAGACCUGGUCUCUACAACAGCCCCACCAUCAAUCUCCAGAACGCCAUCCCGAACAUCCACAUCACGUCGAACCCGUCCACCACGACCAUCACCCACCACAAUCCACGCUGACACCGAGGUCACCAAACUCUCCAACCGAACCAAAAAACCAACAAGCAAAACCAGCAACAGUCGAACCUCCAGUACCCCAACCCUUCCUCACAUCAUCAUAGCCGGCCAUCCUCAAGAUAACGAGAUAGCCGGCAGUUCCAACAUCCAACACGGUGAAGUUCCCAACGUAAACGUGCCUCUUUCCGUCGACGGCGAAAGAAGGGAGACCUUCGGAGCAAAACUCAACCUGGGAGCGAUAAUAGCUCUCGGGGCUUUCGGAGGGUUCGUUUUUCUCGCUGCCAUCAUCACGACUAUAGUUAUUUUAGUGCGAAGGAAUCGAAGUGCCAAACAUUACCGUCAUCGUGCCUCUCCAGACUGCAACACAGUAGCCUCUUUCGACUCUUCUAGUUCAGAAUCAAGGAAUGGACUAAACCGUUACUACAGACAGGCCUGGGAGAAUCUUCACGAAUCUGCAGGUAGCAAAGCGGGUCUCAAAACGGCCGCCAAUUCCAAUCAUUCGCCACUGAAACGGAAAGAAACCCUAGACGAACCUUACCGAAACGGUGAACGCCACAGAGACGGUUCCGAAAUGGUCGUUUCUGAGACUUUCAACGGGAAUAAAUCUUCAGAAAAGAAAAGGCACCAUCACCAUCACCACCACCACGAUGGGAGGCAACAGGCAAAGGACGGCAGGGAAUGGCGCGAUCCGAAGCCGCCUCUCCAUCGAGAUCACAAAAGAUACUGACAACCCUGUAUGAUUAUAACAGUACAACUGGAACAAUAGGAAAUUUUAAAUUAUUUAUUUAUUUCUUUGUGAAGCUGCGACUUUGAUCUGUCUAUGAUCCGACAUGAUUUUUGUUCUAAAUCUGUCGAUACCAAAUAUUUCUUCAGGGUUCGGAGCCAGAAAAUCGUGUCGGAUGGGCUAUUUUGGAGGUUUUUUGACCCUAGGUGGGUCAUUUGAUCUGUAAAAUUUUUCUUUUUUAGAGAUGUAUAUAAUUAUGGCAAGAAGGAGCUCACGAGGAUGACGGUUGAAUUCCUUGGCCUUACUUUACCGCUUAAAUUGUUUUAGGUUAUUUGACUAUUCUAAAAUUGAAAGUAAGGCUAAUGCGAUUCACAGUACAAAGUGAAGAACAAUGGAUGACUGAUAAUAUUCUAAUCUGUGUAUAAAUGUAUUUUCCCUGAUUUCUGAUUUUAAAUUUAGUUUAAGAUAAUUUAUUAGGGAAGGUAACCACUUAUUAGUGCCAUUGGAUUAGGCAUCUAAAAUUCUAUCCAAAAAUUAUACCUACUAUUUGGUCGUGCGUGUAUUUUAUGCAUCAUAACCCAAAAAACUAGCAAUAAGUGUAAGUUUAGUGAUUAAUUUGUAUGUAAGAUAUACGUAAGUAAAUAUAUACUGUAAUAUAAAGAGAUUAAAAUAUACGGCAUAUUUA